Girardinichthys multiradiatus is the source of this 1024-nucleotide messenger RNA. It is a transcript of the gene ift22, whose product is annotated as intraflagellar transport 22 homolog (Chlamydomonas). Gene Ontology annotation, biological process: intracellular protein transport. The transcript is spliced from 5 exons. Bases 237 to 794 code for a protein of 185 amino acids. The record is from RefSeq and is a predicted model, not a curated record. Gene Ontology annotation, molecular function: GTPase activity. NCBI's taxonomy places the organism in Eukaryota, Metazoa, Chordata, Actinopteri, Cyprinodontiformes, Goodeidae. Gene Ontology annotation, cellular component: endomembrane system.
CAAAGGAAAAGGAACUGGCUGAAACCAUAGAAACGAAGAGGAUGUUUACUGCCACUGAACAGCUUCGACAACAUCUACGUAGCUCAUAUAAAUGUGACUACUUGAAGCUGAAAAUACUAUAGGUAUUUCUUCAUAGAUAUAUGUUAAUAUAAGUUUUUACUCUAGACGAUAGCUUUGCGCGGCCGGGGCUCCAUCACUGCAAGUUAGCUUGACAGGCUAAUGCUCAGCUGGUGAAAAUGUUCAAAGCAAAAAUUCUCUUCGUUGGUCCUUCUGAGAGUGGGAAAACUGUUCUUGCAAACUUUCUUUCGGACACAACAGAAAACGUGGGUGGGGAAUACAGACCAACUCAAGGAGCCAGGAUCCUGGAAUUUGAAUCCCAGCCUGAGGGCAGCAAUGACAAGACCUGUGAUGUUGAACUUUGGGACUGUUCAGGGGAUUUUAAAUUUGAAUCCUGCUGGCCUGCACUCAUGAAGGACUGCAGCGGCGUGGUGAUCAUUUUUAAUCCUGAUGUUCCGAGUCACCUAACAGAAAUCGAGACAUGGCACUCCAUGUUCAUCUCCACCCAAAGUUUACUGGACAGCCAGUGUUUACUCAUAGCUCACCACAAGCCUGGGAGCAAGAUAGCAGAUGGCCGACUGCCUUUAGCACCAAAUCUGAGCAAGCUACCACUUAUUCACUCCAACCUGGAGGAAGAGCCAGACGAUUUGCGACAUGCUUUCUAUAGAUACUUGGGAAAUGUUGUGAAAGCAAUGUCCGAGAGUCGAGAGCGAGAGGAGAUGUCCAUCAUCACAUAGCAGUAAAAUCUACCAAACAUCCAUCUUAUUUAGCAUACACUUUGACUCAUACAUUUAAAAUAUGUCAAGUUAUUAUUAAUACCUUAAUAAGAGCUCCAUGAGGUAUUAUAAAGCGUUUUGUAACCCUGAUACUUUCUAACAGAUAGGUUCUCUUGUUGGCUUUUGUUGUAUUUUUGUAAAUCUUCUGUAAAUAAAAUAUAGCCGAACAUAAUGGAAGUUAAUACCCAAAA